ACCACAGAUAUGGACCUGUCAGAGUUAGAACAGGGAAAUACUUCUGCAGCAGAUUCAUCCUUAACUGACUGGAGAGCUUUAAGGAAGGUCUCAAGAUAAGAAUGGAGACAACCACUACCCCUUUCUAUCAUGACAAUACAACAAGUGCAUCUGGACAACAUGGACCUGACAACUAUGCUGGACUGACAAAGUCUCUCUACACCCUAUCUGCCAUUAUUUACUCCCUGGCCUUCAUUCUUGGUGUGCUCGGGAAUGGAGUGGUUAUCUGGGUGACCGGGUUCAAGAUGAAGAAAACAGUUAACACAGUUUGGUUCCUCAACCUCGCUGUGGCCGACUUCCUCUUCACAGCAUUCCUGCCCUUCACUGUGACAUACGUGGCUUUGGAUUUCCACUGGCCUUUUGGCAACUUCAUGUGCAAACUGAACACCACUGUGACCUUUCUAAACAUGUUUGCCAGUGUCUACAUCCUGGUGGUGAUCAGUGUGGACAGAUGUGUGUCUGUGGUGUGGCCCGUCUGGGCCCAGAACUGCCGAAAUGUGCGCAGGGCGUCCUGUGUGAGUCUGGGUGUUUGGGUACUGGCUCUGAUUUUCAGCGUUCCAUACUUCAUCUUCAAGGACACUGAGCAUUAUCAUGAUGAAAACAUCACCAUCUGCUUUGACAACUUUGCUCUUUCUGAUGAUUAUGAAACACCAUCUGUGAUUCAGCUGGGACAGUUUCGUCAUCAGGCCAUGGCCAUCACUCGCUUCCUCCUGGGAUUUGUUGUCCCCUUCACUGUCAUUGUCUCCUGUUAUGCUGUGAUAAUCCAUCGUCUCAGGAGGAGCCGCACUCUGACCAGCCAGUCAAGUCGGUCCUUUAAGAUCAUUGCUGCUGUUAUCACCACUUUUUUCUUGUGCUGGGCUCCUUAUCACAUCAUGAGUCUAAUUGAGAUGGUUCAUUUCACAGGUGGUGGAAGUGAAACAUUACAUCAUGUCAUUGCUAUCUGUAUGCCUAUAGCCACCAGCCUGGCCUUUCUCAACAGUUGUCUGAACCCACUGCUGUAUGUGUUCAUGGGCCAAGAUUUCAAGGAUAAAGUCCGCAAAUCCAUCCUGAAUGUAUUGGAGACUGUCUUCCAGGAAGAGGAGACUCCAUCUCACAUUGACACAAAGUCAGUGGACACCAGUCAAAGCAAUGACAAGUCUGCUCUUAAUACUGAGGUCUAAGGCUGUUAAUGACAUAAAGAAACAAAUACUGAAACUGUACAUAGCUUAUAUCAGUGUUUUCUUUUAUUGUCUUUAUAAAGGGACUUUCAAGAUGAGAUGAGAAUUGUUGGGUCUCUCUCUGUAAAUAUAAUAAUAUAAGGAGAACAGUCUAGACCUGCUCUAUUUGAAAAAUACCUUGAGAUAACUUCUGUUGUGAUUUGGUGCUAUAUAAAUGAAAGUGAAUUGAAUUGAAUUGAAUUGAGCCAUAAACAUUAUCUCAGAUUGUAUAAGUUAUCAAGUCCAUUAGACUUUAUUGCCUUACUUGGCAAUAAAGUCUAUUCUGAUUCUGAUUCUGAUUAUAACUACACCUAUGGUGUCCUAUUGUUGGCUGCUCUUUGACUCACAGCAGUGUCCUCAGUCUGUAACUGAAGAUACUGUCUGUAUACCCAAGCUAGAAGGGUUUGUAAACCCUUGAAAAAAACAACAUUACUUUAAGGUUGAAUUUGUGUAAAACAAGCACCAAAAAAAUGUGAUCAAAAAAGAGAACUUUGUUUUGUUUUUGUUUUAAUUAAUCUCUCACAUGCACAGCAGAUUCUGAUGACCAUGUCCUCGCCUGUAUGUGACAAAAGAAAACACAGUAAUGAAACAAAUAUCAGUUGUUUAUUUAAGUAAUACAAUUUUAGAAUAUGUUGAUAGUUAAAAUGUUGGAUCAUCACCUAAAUAUCAUUCUAAUAAGGGUAUUUUGACUAAUAACAUUAUGUUUUGUUGUACACACAUGCAAAAGUAUCCAAACUGAAUAACAUGUAAAACAAUGAGCCAUUUUUGACAAGAUACAGCUUUCAUCAUUUGAAAAUAGCUAUUACAUUAGUUUAUAGUUGAAUUUGUGCAACACAAGAUGUUGUAAGAUUUGGUUGAAAAGGGGAAUUAAUCAUCUGUCCUGUACACUCCAGUGGUUGUUGAUUUUUAUGUCCUUGCCUGUAUGAAACAGCAAAUAAAACAAGUAUCACUUUUACGUUUAUAAGCUGUGAUUGUAACCUAUUUUAAUCAUUAGAAAUGCAGGCUCAUCAUGUAAAUAUCAUAGUAAUAAGAGUAUUUUACAGGAGCAUCAUGUCUAUUUUGCUGUACAGAAUAGUAGGCUGUAAACUAACAUAUGAUUUUACUGAAUAUAAAAUCUACAGUGCGAAAUAGUGUUGUGUAACUGCUGCACAAACCGGUCUAUAGAAAUAUAAUUUCCCACCUUCCCACUCACACCCAACUCAACCCAGCCACAUCACGAUUUUGUGUACAUAAUUUGGUACAUGACAGUGUGUGUGUGUGUGUGUGUGUGUGUUGUCUCUUUAUAAAAGCUUUAUUCUAAUGAAAAGGAUGCAAAUGAUAAUUUGUUUUUUUAAUCUUUGUUUUAGCUCUCAUGAUCAACUAUACUAAGAGUCAAUGAAUGAUGAUGAUUGUUAUUCUCGUUAUUGUUAUUACCAUUAUUUACAUUAUUAAAAUAUUAUUCUGACUUGA
Messenger RNA from Lates calcarifer (barramundi perch), 2684 nucleotides. Its product is annotated as chemerin-like receptor 1. NCBI's taxonomy places the organism in Eukaryota, Metazoa, Chordata, Actinopteri, Centropomidae. The transcript has 2 exons. Gene Ontology annotation, biological process: positive regulation of cytosolic calcium ion concentration; complement receptor mediated signaling pathway; inflammatory response. The record is from RefSeq and is a predicted model, not a curated record. Gene Ontology annotation, cellular component: plasma membrane. Gene Ontology annotation, molecular function: complement receptor activity; G protein-coupled receptor activity. Bases 102 to 1199 code for a protein of 365 amino acids.